GUUGUUUUUUAUAAUUGACCAAAACGACCUGAACAUUAUUGUGACACACGAUGUGCUGCUUUUAAAGUGUGUGACUGUGUAAAUCCAGUCCACCUCCUCCUUCUUGUAUGUGCAUGGUGUGUCCUUGUGUUGAAAUAUGUGGCCGGUGUAAACGCUCUCCAGGAUUACACCCGGCGCAUUUUAAUGGGUUGCAGGGUGACACGAGCAGCGCGCGCAGCCUCAUUCCCCAGUGAUACCGCGCGCGCAAACACUGCUUUCCAUCUUUCGCUAUUUAUUUAUUUCUUCUGACAAAUCUAACAAAUCUUACUCACUGAUCACACCGAGAGAGAAAAAGGGCAAAACAAAAACAAAGCAAAACACGAUGUGGAUUUUUUUCUUCCAACCCAGCCAUCUAAGCGUAAGCCUUGGUACUAUUUUCCGGUCUUGAUUUCCUUUCUUUUUCUUUUUUUUUCUUUCUCUCUCCAUGUCGGCUCGUGGAGGCGUUCUUCAAGCUGAAGUGUGUCAUCGUGUGUCGGCCGCCGUUUCUCCCCGAACAUGCUGGGCUCCUCAACACACACAUAACGCACCGAGGAGGAUCGGCGUGGCUCCGCGUCUCCAGCAGGACGCAAACCUGGACUAUUUGACGCUUCUUUUUUCUGAUCGAGUACACAAGACUCUUUCCCCCCUUUGCAAGGGAUUGCUUUCUUCUACUUCAUAAAAGGGGGAAACCAUAGACUACUACACGCUCUGACGUCCGCAUCACAGAUUUUUAAUGUGCAUAUUGUUUUUCUUUUCUCCAGCAGUCGCUUUCGCCCUCGGAGAAACGAACCUCAUCCGUCCAACAGCCAUUACGCGGGGAUGCUGGUUUAGAUUUUCGUCAGUUUUUUUUGUUUAUUUGUUUGUUUGUUUGUUUUAAAUCUACCGACCCCUCUAAAAAUCUCCAACAUCUUUUAGUGCUGUAGGAGGACAAGACAACAUCCUUAACACACAUCACAGUGUGGAGCACAUCACCGGAACCAUGGCUCGUCCGCAGAUUCGGACCUGGAUUUAAACCAUCUGAGUGACAAGAAGACGCCACUUUUCUUUUCUUUCUUUUUUUUCUUUUUUUUUCUUUUUAUUUCUCGGUUUUGGUUGGCGUAGGAAGACCUUUUUCGUUACUUCUGAAUUAUAGUGAAAUGUAAUCAUGAUGUGUGAUGUGCUGUUGGUCGAGAGGCUCUGUGACCUGUACGGAUUUCCAUAACCGGGAAAACACCUUGGGACCAAUUACGAGCUUUUUAAAUACCCCACUUCUCUGCUCUUUUUUUUUGUUGCAGAGCAAUCACAUGCAUGUGAUCCAGUGGGUCUGAUUUGAGCGAUUGAUUUGGCCCUUUUUAUCCCCCUUUUCGUUCCUUGUGUUGGAUUUUUCUCUUAUCUGUUAUCGUUUUGGACCACAGGAGGUUGGAUUACUGAAGGUGUACAUAUAUAUAAACGGAUUUGUGGAAAUGUUGGGUCCUCACCAAGAAAAAAUAUGUGGAAUUGUCUCUGCUCUGACAGUGUUGUCGUCUGUCUGCUUUGUACAAUGCAAUUCUGCUGGAUCUGGAAUAUCUGUGGCCAAAGCGACAGUGGACAAACUGUUGAGGGGUUAUGACAUCCGUCUCCGGCCGGAUUUUGGAGGUCCCCCAGUCAUUGUGGGAAUGAGCAUAAAUAUCGCCAGCAUUGACUCCAUCUCAGAAGUCAACAUGGACUACACCAUCACUAUGUAUUUCCAGCAGAGCUGGAGGGACAAACGGCUGGCGUACGCAGAGAUGGCACUCAAUCUGACCCUCGACAACCGUGUGGCCGAUCAGCUCUGGCUACCUGACACCUACUUCCUGAAUGACAAGAAGUCCUUCCUGCACGGGGUGACGGUGAAGAACCGCAUGAUCCGGCUCCACCCUGACGGCACGGUGCUGUACGGCCUGAGAAUAACCACAACGGCUGCAUGCAUGAUGGACCUGAGGAGAUACCCCCUGGAUGAACAGAACUGUACCCUGGAGAUUGAGAGCUACGGAUACACCACAGACGACAUCGUGUUCUUCUGGCAAGGAGGCGACAAUGCUGUGACCGGAGUGGACAAACUGGAGCUGCCUCAAUUCUCCAUCAUGGAGCUGCAUCUUGUGUCCAGAGAAGUGAGGUUCACAACAGGCUCGUAUCCCAGGCUGUCACUGAGUUUUCGCAUCAAAAGGAAUAUAGGCUACUUCAUCCUGCAGACCUACAUGCCCUCGAUCCUGAUCACCAUCCUUUCCUGGGUGUCCUUUUGGAUCAACUAUGAUGCCUCUGCUGCUCGGGUGGCACUCGGGGUCACUACGGUACUCACUAUGACAACCAUUAACACCCAUCUACGGGAGACCCUCCCGAAGAUCCCCUACGUGAAAGCCAUCGAUGUCUACCUCAUGGGCUGCUUUGUUUUCGUGUUCCUGGCCCUUCUCGAAUAUGCCUUCGUCAACUACGUGUUUUUCGGACGAGGACCCCAGCAGCAGAAGAAAAUCAACGAGCGCCUCAACAAAGCUAACAACGAACGCCCACGCUACGAGGAUAAACGCCUGCGAGAACAGGACUCCAUUUCAGCGCCGUUUCAAAGCAACACCCUCAGGUCAUACACACAGCGAAGAAAUCUGUAUCUCGAAGAACAAAGAAAAGUUGGGGUGGACGCUUACGGCAACAUCCUGCUCACCACCCUGGAGAUGAACAAUGAGGUGAUGCCGUCAGACGUGGGCAGCAGCGUAAGUGACUCGCGCAACUCUGUCAUGUCGUUUGACAGCUCGGGCGUGCAGUUUCGUAAGCCUGUCGGUUCCUCUCGCGACGGCUUCGGCCAUCACUCGCUGGAGCGCGGCGCCAUGCGCAGCCGUGCCAACUGCCGCCUGCGGAGGCGCUCGUCCAAGCUCAAGCUCAAAAUCCCCAACCUGACGGAUGUAAGCACCAUUGACAAGUGGUCACGCGUGAUUUUCCCCAUCACGUUCGGAUUCUUCAACCUUAUCUACUGGUUGUACUACGUGAAUUGACACACGUCCUCCCAGGAAACAUGGGCCAUAUUUUGAGAGCACACACUGAAUUGGCUUUGAUACAAUUGGAAAAUAUGUAUACACAUAUAGGAAAAGUUCAUACAUAUGUAUAUGCAUAUUUCUAUAUCUUAUAUUUCUAUACACACGAUGCGGAAAGAACUUUUCUGAUGUAAAAAAAAAAAAAAAUUAUAUAGAUUGACUUGAAUGUUUAAGAAUCAUGUGAGACAAACAUUUCUUUUACUUCUGAAACUAACGAACGUUCGAACAAGAAAAAAAAAAAAAUCCUUCCAAGGGUUUGGAACUAAGGACUGCAUGAUAUUUUUGCUAAAAGAAAGAUUGCGAGAUAUAGAGAAAAGGAUACGCAGAGCAUCCUCAUUCGGCUUUUUAUCGAUACACACUGCAAUCAGCCUUUUUCCCCCCGACUGCAGCUCAUGAAAUCAGUCAUGGCUCGUAUGCUUUUGGACACAGACCAGGCAGAACGCGUUCCCUCCGUCCUCGACCUUUCCGUCCUCCUCGGUGUGCCUCCUGUCCUUUCCUCCUGUCUCUCGUUGAAGGGACUCUCAAUUUUGUCCCUAUAUUCAAUGCUGUACAGCAGACCUCCCUCCUCCCUUGGAUUAUCCGCUGUUUCCUUGAUUUUUUUUUUUUUUUUUGUUUAUUUGUUUUUCAUGAGAGACCUUUUUCUCUUUCCUAGAUCUACUGUAAAGCUCUGGUCAGUGGUUUACACUGGACGGCCAUCCCGCAUAUUAAAAACAAACAAACAAACAAACAAACAAACAAACAAACACAAUCCCCGCCCAGAGUUUCGUUAUUUUUUUCUCUUGAACCCAUUUACGUGAGCCUUGAGAAUUUCUUGCAUUUUGGUUGUAAGGAUUCUUACUACUCUGGUUGCUAUUAUUUUGUCUUUUGGGAAAAUCAAUCCAUUCUGGGGAGAGCAGUUAAUUAAGCAUAGAGUUCUAGAGUUAGCGCAUCGCUAGAUAACGAGCCACCUAUACGCAUCGUCGGUUUUUGUUUAUUCGUUCGGUUUUGUUUGGAGAAAAAGGAUAAACGGCAUCAAGUGUACAUUUACUCGAUAUCCUCCAUCGAACAUGGUUAGGUAGUAGACUGUACUCUUGCUUUUCUUCUUGUUCCUAGUGAUAUUCAUCUGUUUUGUAGAUAAAGUACUCAUCCUUAUAUCAUCAUCCUCCACUUUGUGUCGUGUGAGGACGUAAAAAAAAAAGGGACCGUGGUGAGCUGUUUGUCUGAGCUUGGUUUGGUUUUGAAGUUAGUCCAUCAACUAUAUGAAGUUGUAUUAAAAAAAAAAAAAAAGAAAACUGUGUACUGUAUACAAACAGAAGGAGGUGGUCAUUGUUUUCAAAUCUGCUAAAUAUUUAAGUGAUCAGCCCAUCGUGUGACCUGAUAUUGUUCGUGAUAACUCGCUCAUCUUUAAUGGCCCAUUCUCUGAGAACAAGUCAUUAUCUUGUUGGGUUUCUUUUUUGUUGUUUGUUGGGUUUCUUUUUUGUUUGUUUUUUUUCUCGUUUCUUUGUUUUUCUUGGGUUUUUUUUUUUCUCAGUUCCUCUAAAAUGUGCCUGUCUGCAACCUGAAGUAGGUGUCCUCAAUCGAUCACUGAAGUAAAAGAGGGCUAAACGGCGCUCAGUCUUUGACCUGCAGACCCACCCACAGCCCUGAUGUUACACAUCUUAGGAUUCAAUCCCAAAGACUGAUGACAUCAGCAUGAUCAGGAAAAAAAAAAGAGCUUCUGAGUCUUAAUGGGGCAAAAUAAGAUGUAUGAUAAAAGCCAUGAACUGACGUGACAACCAAAAAGGCCUAUAAACCCAUCCUUAUGUCAUUCUUAUGAAUUUCAGUGUAAUGUCAUCAUGUCAUGCAGUGAACCUCAUGUACUUCACCAUAACCACAGACACCAGAUCUUACCAGAUCCAUCCAGCACCUCUCUUUCUCUCUCUCUCUCUCUCUCUCUCUCUCUCUCUCUCUCUCUCUCUCUCUCUCUCUCUCUCUCUGUGUUCCAUAUGCUCAGCAGGGUUGGGGUCAGUCCUUCAGGGGUUCGUGGUGGAUGCAGUUUGCAAAGGGGUUUGUCUUUGAUCACACAUUAGAGCCAGUGGAGCUCGAGAGCCCUGAAAUCUUUUGCGGUCCAGAGGUGGAGGACGUACUGAGCGGGUCUCAGUUCUCAGAGCCGAGUAGAUUCCCUCGGCUCUCGGCUCACUCUCACCGCACGCCAUCCACCGCCAUUCCAUACGACCACAAAUACCAGACAGAGAGAGACAGAGAGAGAGAGAGACGCUACGCUAUCAUUACACUGUUAGCGCCGUAUAGCUGACUGAAACGUGGUAAAAAGAGGUGGAAGAUGUUCAUCACUGACAUCAGGCUGCUGACUAACGAGCAGGUUGCAAAAUACCUUUAUAUCAAGUGUAGCAAUGUUGCGUGUGUCGUUUAUUCCACGAACCAGCACCAGAUGUGUGAAUGAAAUCAGAUGAGGUUCCUGCAAUCUAACGUUUAGAUGUGAAAGCGAUCGCACCAGAGCGAAGGACGUCGGGAUCGUUUGGGUUUUAAUUGUAUAGCAUCAUCACACACAUGUAGAAGGAACCCGGUCAGCGUGGUUAGUCUAGUGCAGCCUGUUUAACGUCACGUAGCUCGAGGACGGCGAGAAAAGUAAAGAAAAAAGCCAAUCGAUCCAAAAAAAACGAAUAUUGCUUGAACAAUUGAAUGCUGAAUCAUUUCAUUUUAUUGCCUCUUCUUGCAUUUCCUGACAAAUCUACGGAUUAUUUAAACACGCUACGGAUUUAAACGAUUGACAUUUUAAUCGACACGAAAGCAAACGGCCUGUUUUUCUAGAUGUCGUAAUUUGUUAGUAAAGAAGUUUAAACCUAAAGACUAAAAUUCAUUGAGCCAUCAGGAAGAGAAGUUUAUAAGUUUAGAGAAGUGAUGCUGUUAUUUGCCAAAGCGAAGGCCCUCGGUCUGUGGUUUAUAGAUUAGAUUCAUAAUUAAUAAUCUGAUCAAUUAUUACUAACUAGCUAACUAACUAUUAUCCCUAUAGGUAGAUGUGCGGUUUCCCUGCGUGCUGCUAAACUCGGUCAAACCGUCGGGUAUGUUAUUAGUCAGGACGCUCAGCCCAUUCUUAUACCGAACGUGAGUCUUGGCUCAGCCGAGUCCUUCGUCGCGUCAUGUCUACGUUAUUACUCUGAUGGUCAGGGCGCACUUGUAGCACCAGCAGCACCCGAAUAAUUUAUCUUCGAUCUGUCGGGAACAGUGGAACAGAGAUUUUUUUUGUGGGUGCCGUCGGCUCCCUGCGAGAUUUGCCUUAAUCGGAAAGCAUUCGUACACACGGACUUAGAUCACAGCAAUAGAAUGCGAACGCCACACAGCGAGUCGAUUUCAAGCCUUAACGGUCAUAACAACCUAAUUAUAUUCACACUCAGUUGUAGAUGAAUUCAAGAAAAAACAUUCGGUUAGAUUCGAUUAUAAUAAUCUGCUUUAUUCCUGUUAUGGACCUGUCACGUAUCUAAUAUAGGCGGCGUAUGUAGGACAUUGUGAUAACGAGCAGGAUCCAGUUUCCUGUUGGAGAUCCCAGAGCACCACCGCUGCUAAGCCACCAUGAUGAGCCACGUGAUAUCGAUAGAUUUGCAGGCCGUUUAAAAAAAAAAAAAAGUGAUAGUCAGCGAAAGGGUGGUGAAAAAAAACAGGAGUAUUUUUCAUUGCUAAGUCUUUAUUUCAUCUUUUAUUAGCAUCACGUGUUAAAGUGUUCGGAUGGAAACGACCGACACGCUGGUUUGCUCUGGUGAACUGGCCGAAAUACUGAAAUACUUAAACAUAUGUAGCAACAUGGGGAGGGUGGGGUGUGGUGUUUUGGUGUUUUUGUGACACUUCUUGCUAACACUGUAAUCAUUUUUAGUUUGCUUUUGCUUUAAACGAUAAAUGUAGUUUAUUUAAAACAGAAAAAAAAAGCUUCAAGCUUUAGUUUAAACAAACAGUCACAUGGGCGCGAUUUUUAAAUAAUUAUUUUUUUUAAAUAUAUUUCCACUCUCGUAGCAUCUUUGUCACGUGCACGCUUAUCUUAAAGUGUGGAAUAAAGAGGACAGAUAUAACAGAGAGAUAAGAGAUAAUUGAGAUAACAGAGAGAUAAUUGAGAGAUAACUGAGAUAGAACAGAGAUAACUGAGAGAUAACUGAGAGAUAACUGAGAUAACU
Tachysurus fulvidraco (yellow catfish) is the source of this 7177-nucleotide messenger RNA. RefSeq names its product gamma-aminobutyric acid type A receptor subunit beta4 (gene gabrb4). NCBI's taxonomy places the organism in Eukaryota, Metazoa, Chordata, Actinopteri, Siluriformes, Bagridae. Bases 1461 to 2999 code for a protein of 512 amino acids. The record is from RefSeq and is a predicted model, not a curated record. Gene Ontology annotation, biological process: regulation of membrane potential; signal transduction; monoatomic ion transmembrane transport. Gene Ontology annotation, molecular function: extracellular ligand-gated monoatomic ion channel activity; neurotransmitter receptor activity; GABA-A receptor activity. Gene Ontology annotation, cellular component: GABA-A receptor complex; neuron projection; synapse. The transcript has 10 exons.